UUUUAUUUGACUAAGUUUUACAGUUUACAUACUUUCUUCUCCGCCGGUUCUUUCCUAGGCUCCCUUCCCCGAGCAGCCGCACUGGCUCAGGCCACUAACAGCGGCAGCCUUCGUAAAUCCCCAUUGUCUACUCUUGCUCAUCGACUAUCUUGCUCUGCCUCAUCAAUCGCAAGGGAGAUGGCAAUACCGAGGAACUUUAGGGCUUGGCGCCAUUGUGCGCCGCCUGGCACUCUUUCGCGCAAUUUCUCAAACACCUCGCGCAAUUUCUCAAACACCAUCCGGGCAUUCGCUGCUGCUGCUUCCCCUCCUUCCAAGGCUGUAGUCUACGAGCAACAUGGGUCGCCCGAUCAGGUCGUGAGGGUGGUUGAUCUUCCACCAGUGGAAAUAAAAGAAAAUGAUGUUUGUGUCAGAAUGAUGGCAUCUCCAAUCAAUCCCUCAGACAUAAAUAGGAUGGAAGGAGUUUAUCCUGUACGUCCUCAGGUACCUGCAGUUGCAGGAUAUGAGGGAGUUGGGGAAGUGCAUUCACUGGGUUCUGCAGUGAGUAACCUUGAAGUUGGCGACUGGGUGAUACCAUCACCUCCAUCAUUCGGGACUUGGCAGACAUACAUUGUUAAAGAGGAGAAUGCAUGGCACAAAAUUAGCAAGGGCAUCCCUAUGGAGUAUGCUGCUACAAUUACUGUAAAUCCACUGACUGCCUUGUGUAUGCUGGAGAACUUUGUUGAGCUAACUUCUGGUGAUGCUAUUGUGCAAAAUGGUGCAACUAGCAUUGUGGGACAGUGCAUUAUUCAGCUUGCAAAAAUUAAGGGUGUCAGCAGCAUAAAUAUAAUUAGAGACCGGCCGGGUUCUGAAGAAGUUCAGGAAAAAACCAAGAAAUUGGGUGCGGAUUUGCUGUAUACCGAAAGCCAACUUUCAGCGAAGAAUUUUAAGAGUCUUCUGGGUGAUAUACCAGAACCUCUUCUUGGAUUUAAUUGCAUUGGGGGAGAUUCUGCUUCUUUGGUCCUCAAAUUCUUACGGCUGGGAGGCACCAUGGUGACUUAUGGGGGCAUGGCAAAGAAACCCGUCACUGUUUCGACUUCCUCAUUCAUAUUUAAGGAUAUUGCUUUACGAGGUUUUUGGCUGCAAAAGUUGAUGACUAGCGACAGGACUAUGGUUUGCAGGCCAAAGAUAGAUUAUCUCUUGAGAUUGGUCCAAGACGGCAAAUUAAAAUAUGAGAUGGAACUUGUUCCUUUCAGUGAUUUCAAUAUUGCACUCGAUAAGGCAAUGGGGAAGCUUGGCAGUCAACCUAAACAGGUAAUCAGAUUCUAACGUCGUCAGCCUCCUUUGAUCUGUAAGCCCCUAUGCAUGCAUAACUCAUCAGCCUAUUGGUGUCAGAGGUUUGUUGGUGUUAUAGAAUGCAUGAUCCGC
Molecule: messenger RNA, 1404 nt
Organism: Dendrobium catenatum
Lineage: Eukaryota; Viridiplantae; Streptophyta; Magnoliopsida; Asparagales; Orchidaceae
Product: enoyl-[acyl-carrier-protein] reductase, mitochondrial
Exons: 10
Coding region: 178-1305 (375 amino acids)
Biological process (GO): fatty acid metabolic process
Cellular component (GO): mitochondrion
Molecular function (GO): trans-2-enoyl-CoA reductase (NADPH) activity
Source: RefSeq, a predicted model, not a curated record